AUGUUGUCGCGAGCCUGCCUUCGAGGCUUCGGCCUCCAGUCGCUGCCGAAGAGACAAGCAUACCAGCUUGCCCGCCGGUCGGUGACCACGGAUGCUGCAAGCUCCCACGCCGAGAAAGAGGAUGUGCCAGAUCACGAUGAGGAGCCCUUCCCAGUCAAGCUCCAUGACGAGAGCUUUGAAACCUAUAUGCUCGACCCUCCCCCAUACACCCUCAACACGACCAAGAAGGAGAUGAAGCAGAUGUACAUUGACAUGGUCCAGACUCGACGUAUGGAGAUGGCCGCAGACAGGCUGUACAAGGAGAAAAAGAUCCGAGGUUUCCUGCAUCUGGCGACCGGUCAGGAAGCUGUUUCCACCGGCAUCGAACACGCCAUCACGAAGGCCGACGCCAUCAUCACCGCUUACCGAUGUCACGGCUUUGCCCUUAUGCGCGGCGGUACGGUUAAAUCGAUCAUCGGUGAAUUGCUCGGUCAUCGAGAGGGUAUUGCUCAUGGAAAAGGAGGCUCUAUGCAUAUGUUCGCACCCAACUUCUACGGAGGCAACGGUAUCGUCGGCGCACAGGUGCCCGUCGGUACCGGUAUUGCCUUUGCCCAUAAAUACACCGGCAGCAAGACAGCAACCAUCACUUUGUACGGUGAUGGCGCUUCCAACCAAGGCCAGGUCUUUGAGUCUUUCAACAUGGCCAAGUUGUGGAACCUGCCCGUCUUGUUCGGAUGCGAGAACAACAAGUAUGGUAUGGGGACAUCGGCUGCUCGAUCGUCGGCCUUGACGGAGUACUACAAGCGUGGACAAUACAUUCCUGGUCUGAAGGUCAAUGGCAUGGACGUGCUCGCCGUGAAGGCGGCGGUGCAGUAUGGCAAGCAGUACACGGCAGACGACAAGGGUCCCUUAGUGAUUGAAUAUGUCACCUACAGAUACGGUGGUCACUCCAUGUCGGACCCCGGCACGACCUACCGAACCCGUGAGGAAAUCCAGAGAAUGCGAUCUACCAACGAUCCGAUUGCUGGUCUCAAGUCGAAGAUUCUGGACUGGGGUGUCUGCACCGAGGAUGAACUCAAGGCAAUUGACAAGAAAGCUCGUGAAGAUGUCGAUGCCGAAGUGGCAGAGGCUGAGAAGAUGGCCCCGCCUGAACCCACGCCCAAGAUCCUCUAUGAAGAUGUCUACAUCCGAGGCAGUGAGCCGCCGUUCCUGCGUGGCCGCACGCCUGAUGAGACAUACUACUAUCAGUGA
Molecule: messenger RNA, 1230 nt
Organism: Capronia coronata CBS 617.96
Lineage: Eukaryota; Fungi; Ascomycota; Eurotiomycetes; Chaetothyriales; Herpotrichiellaceae
Product: pyruvate dehydrogenase E1 component subunit alpha
Exons: 3
Coding region: 1-1230 (409 amino acids)
Biological process (GO): pyruvate decarboxylation to acetyl-CoA
Cellular component (GO): intracellular membrane-bounded organelle
Molecular function (GO): pyruvate dehydrogenase (acetyl-transferring) activity
Source: RefSeq, a predicted model, not a curated record